AUACAUUCUGUAGAGCUGAAAAUGGAUUGUACGCAGAUACAGUCAAAACCAAAAAAAAAAAGUCGAUUAUAAAUUACGUGGUGUUAAAAAUAGAGAUUGCAAUUUUUAGCAACCCUUUACAUCAAUUGAUCAAGACGUAUAAGAUGGACGACGUCGACAAUCAAUCAUUUAGUUUGAUACUACGAGUGAUCGAUAAUGAUUUGAGUAAGAGUAAUGAUUCUCAUUUCGAAGUGUUGAUCAAUACCACAUUAUCCGAUACUAUAGCAGAAGUAAAGGCAAAAGUACGGAGUGGAUACAUCAUAUUAGAUUAUCAACAGGAGGAAGUGGCCUAUAAGGGAUUCAUCUUAAGUGAUUCACAAACUUUAGGAGAAGUAUUGCAAGGUGAUGAUUUAUCACAGGAAUUACAAGAAGAGAAUUUCAUUGUCUAUAUCAAUAAUAAACCAGACUUUGAAUCUGGUAAGGAUGAUAUCAUAUCCUUAGAUGAUGAAUCAUCAAUUGAGUAUCAAUUUGAAGUUAGUAAUGAUUCAGAUAAGACUACUAUGGUACUAUCAGAUCAGGAUUGUAUCAUUGUGGAAAAUGAUGUUCAAUCGUAUGUCUUGAUAAGUAAGUCAGGUACUUCUAAAUUAAAUCAUACUUUAUCAACUUUAAAAAAUACAAAGAUUGAAAAGAUAAGUGUUCAAUAUGUGAAUAAGGAUGUGUCAGACACCAAUAAUUAUGAAGAAGCUAUCCCACCUGCUAAUGAUCCAAAUCCAAAUCCACAUCCAAAUGCAGACAAUGAACAUGAAAAUGAUGUCCCAGUUCAAGAAAUUUUAAUGAAUAUAGGUCGACAAUUAGGAAACACAAUUCAAGAAGUGGUUACUCUUCUAUUUAAAGGAUUUGUCAUUUUACAAAUCUUAGGGAUUGGUAUACCUCAAUAUUUCCUAACCAAUUGGUAUCAAUAUUUAGCUUAUGCUAUCUUAGCUCAUUUAUUGUAUUCAAUUCUUAUAGCUCCUAAUGGGAUUCAACGAUUAAAUCUUCAAAACAAUAAUAAUCAAUUCAUUGCUAUUCCACGUGAAUUCUAUAAUGUGGUGAAAAGAAAUUUAGAUGAAAUACGAGAUGAAUUGAUUCGUACUUCAGUUAGAAGAACUAGAGAUUAUCAAUAUGUAUUAGAACAUAAGAAUAUUAUCAUUGAUAAUAUGGAGAAUAUAUGUAAGGAUAUCUUAAUGUAUUUCCUUUCGAUUGUACCAUCAUUUCAAGAGAAAUUAGAAAUUGAAAUCAAUAGUUGGAAGAAUACUGAAAUUGAAGAAUUAGAACUUAAAGUUAAAUUAUAUGCUGAUUUAAUUAAUAGUUUAGUUGAAGGUUAUAAUUCAAUUUUUAUACCUGAUUUUGAAUAUGAGCAAGAUAUUUCAUUACGAAGAUUGGAAACUGAUAUGAAUAAGAUUAAUCAUUUGAUAGAAUUAGAAGAUGAUGGUGGUAAGAUCCAUAAGAAGGAAGAAAAAUUCAAAUAUUUGAUUGAAUUUUAUCGAUUAUUACAGCAGGUUUAUCCUAUAUUGAAUAAAGCAGUGAUUAAUAAAGUGCCUUAUAAGGAUGGUAAAAGAAAGACUGAUAUUAAGGAUGAGAAAGAGACCCAUGUUGAGAAUGUGGAGGAGCCUGUUAUUGAUGAAUCUAUUGACGAGAAGAAGGUUGAUAAUGUGAUUGACGAACAAGAAGAUGAGGUUAUUGAAGUAAUCUUCGAAACUGAAGGUGAAUCAUCAUCUUCAGGGGUUCAAAUAUUACAUGAAGUAGAUAACGAAGAUAUCGUAUCGUAAUAGGAGCCCUAGCUCUAGUUCAAUUCCGCUUGAUAUGGGAGACGGGAGACGAUAACCAAAUCUAUAUAUAGCAAGAGACUUAUAUAAAUGAAUUAUACGGUAGUAAGUAAAUAGAUAAGGCGGCCAGAGAAGGAAGCAUAAAAAUGCACGGCACAUAAAUAAAUAAAUCCUGUCUAUGUAGUAGCGAUAAUAAUCCAUACUACAUGAUAUAAUUAUAUUAUACAACAUUGAACAGAUCAAAACUCAUAGUUA
Scheffersomyces coipomensis is the source of this 2039-nucleotide messenger RNA. It is a transcript of the gene FGR34, whose product is annotated as Fgr34p. The transcript has a single exon. Gene Ontology annotation, molecular function: protein binding. Lineage: Eukaryota; Fungi; Ascomycota; Pichiomycetes; Serinales; Debaryomycetaceae. The record is from RefSeq and is a predicted model, not a curated record. The coding region runs from base 144 to 1787 and encodes 547 amino acids.